Podospora pseudopauciseta is the source of this 2227-nucleotide messenger RNA. RefSeq lists its product as uncharacterized. NCBI's taxonomy places the organism in Eukaryota, Fungi, Ascomycota, Sordariomycetes, Sordariales, Podosporaceae. The record is from RefSeq and is a predicted model, not a curated record. The transcript is spliced from 2 exons. The coding region runs from base 1336 to 1899 and encodes 187 amino acids.
GCGAAAUGCCAUUUGUCCCCACCCACCUCGCUGCCGACCCCCUCAUCCGGCACCUGUGGAAAGAGCUUCCUUUUUGCUUCGACACAUCAGGUACAUUAUUACCCUGCAGAUGUCAAUCCGAGCCCAUCAAACUUUUCUUCCCUCCUCCUCUCUUUUUUUUCCGAGCUGUUUGCAUUGCUCGUCCUCUUCCAGCUGCGUCAUGGAUUACACCGUCGCAUCCCGCUCUGCGGUACAUAGGUCCACGGUAGUGUCACCGGACACCCAACCCACCAUAAUAAUUCGACAGUGUUUCUCCCAAGCUCUUCAACCACCAGAGUCAUCCAAGGCAAGGCAUUGCCAGUCAGCAACUAACUAUACCUCUCCUAAUGAGAUGAACAUAGAGAGGAGAGGAGAGGAUAGGAUAACAGGGAGUACAGAUGGCACAGCACCGUUGCGCUGUGACCACUCGAUGGGCAUGUUUGCCAAACCCUUGCAGUCGUCGUUCCCUGUUUUGGCGACCAAAAUCCAACCGUCCACACCGUUGUCUCUCCCCCCCACCCGCCGCUGACGAAUCGACACCGUGGGGACCGGGAUAAGACCCUGAAAGCCGCUUCGCACAGUGCUGGUGUACGCGAGGUGCUUCAUGCGUCUGAACACCGCUGUCGGCACUGGGGAAGUUGGUGUCUCAUAUACAAGCACUGAUUCUGCGAGCAGGAGGCGUCGAUGAGGACUGCCACUACUACACUUCAGUCAUCAAACAUCGACAUGUCGACAUGCCCGAUACUGUCUGUCACAGAAAGACUCCAAACCUUUGCAUAUUUAGCCUUUAUUGGUUCCCACUCCUCCGUCUAUCUUGGGUGCUUCCAAGAAGCUUGUCCACCACACUACCACGCAACGUGUAAAGCCAAGCUACACGGGCAACGUAGCCGUGAAAAUAACCACGGCAACACGGUACCCGAGCGCGGAAUUUGGUGUCAGGGGAAUGCCAGAUGGAAACCGAUCAGCAUCUCAUCGAGCAAGACAUUGGUGUAUAUCAUCGGUACGAUGUACAGAUAUUCACCCCCAGACAUUGCACAGAUUGGUUUCCCAGUCAGCCCUCAGCACGUCUCGCACUGUGUCCACGACCGUCGAUCAUCCAGUCCAAUGUCCGCAAACCAAUCUCUCGCCAGAAAACUUGACGCGGGAUCAACCCUACAGACCACCCCUCGUUGGUUACACCGUGUCACCGACUCAGCUGCUUUCCCCGCUACACAAUUUACCUCGCCCCCGAACAGCCCGCCAUAACGUCAGUCUAGCGGUGGACUCACUCACCACACACGGCAAAGCUCCCCGUCCUAUCACCUUCUCCAUUCCGUUAUGACCUGCUCUUGUGCUUCUCGUGAGACCACGACAUGGUCAACACGCUGUGGGAUUCUUACACGUCUUGAACUGUACAAGUGGCCGGUGACAGCACACGGUAAACACUCACCGACGCCCCUCCCCUCACCUCGACCCGUGCCAAGACCAUUUCCUAGAAACUGGGCGCCCUGUUGCAUAUCUUGUCGUGAUGGACUUUUCUCCAGCGGGAUAAUACCUCCGGUCUGGGAGUCUGGGCACACCGUCGUUGAUGAGGGGAGGACUGCGAUCCUCGGACAACCCAUUACGGCAUCCCUGGUCUUGGCCCUCGGCACUAUCACCAACCUCAGCGCAACACUAGACUUGAAGUGUCCAAGAUGUAUCUCUGCACAGCAUGUCGUUUGGUAUUGGGCGAGGCUAGAUCGUGAUAGGAACCCACGAUCCACUCUAGUCCUGCUGCUGCCUGUAUCAACUGAUGCUGCUGCACCUGACAUGCAUAGUUUUUUCCCACUAGCCAUCUACCUACAGGAUCAUGUUCUGCAGUGCUACAUGCUGUGUCACUUUGCAAAGAUCUUCAGGCUGUGAGGAGAGCUGAGAAAUCAAAAUAGGUUCAUAGCCCCCAGCGGCUCAGUUAGGAACUAUGUAUUCUAGUACCCCUCCUCUUCAUGAAGAUAAUAUGGAUUUCACGAUCGAACAAUCAUACCAGUGAUCGGGUUUCGUAGUUGCUAUGAGGAAAUCUAGCCGCAGGACUACCGCAGACGUCAGCAGGGCGCAGCGUAGGUACCGUUGGGGUAGGGUAAGCUGAGCGGGACGUGCCGCCCCCCGGUUCUAUGAUCGUAGUAGAAAGAACUAUGGUGUAACAAGGUCUUUGCUGCUGGCUACAUUGCACCUUUGUGCAAUACAGAUACAUGGG